AUUGUUUCUUGCCAUGAACAUGAAGACGCAAGUCGCGGAUUAUGGCAGAGGACUGCAUCUGUAUUGAUUUGCUGAAAGCCUAACCUUCCCUUUUGUCCCAAAAAAGACAAAAAACACUUACUUCCCAGCCGCGGAUUAAACCCACAAGGCCCACAACUAAGCUCACGAGUAACUAAAAAAUUUCAAAUCACUAUUUUGAUAAGCAAUUUGGAGUAGAAUUGGGGAAGUAAAAAUUCUCUCACCCUGUAUAUGCAAAUAAUAUCUCCAAUUGCACAUUUGAAAAUAAAUAAAUAAAUAAAAGCCCCACCUCUCUAACAGCCAAGCAUAAAAGGACUUCCACACUCUUGGAAGUCAGGGCCCAUGGCGCUUUCCCUAUCCCACUCUCUACUGUAGUCCUCCGUCAGCCCUCCUCUCUGCAAUAGCCUCCCCUUCUUAUUCUUCUUUCACUGCGAAGCAGUAACCGUCUUUUCGAUUCCGCGGCCAAGGGGUGUAAGAAGGUAGAUUUCUAUUCCGAUUCCCUCUGCUCCGCCAUGCAUGGACCAACCUCAAAGUCUGUCUCUCCAGUGAUAUUUGGGAUAUUGGGAAAUUAUUAGUUGGAUUGCACAUUCAUAUACUUCUGCUCUUCUGUCGCUGUUGCCUUUGUUUCAGAGUUCCAUUUCCACACUUGGCAAUUGUAUCAAGGUACUCGCACCUGCCUUUAAAUAUCUUUGCAAAGAAAGAAAACAUACUGAACAAGGAGGGCAAAUAGUAAGUGAAAAAGGGAUGUUCCUGCUUCUUGUUUUAGUUUGGAAUCCAUUGUGAUUCUCUACAGCGCAUGUGUUGGAAUCUUUGGCCCUCAAGCAUUGCAAUCCUAGUGAUUGUUGUGGAGUUGGUGAAGGGAUCACAAUUUUAUUUUUUUAUUUUUUUAAAGAAAGUCCAAGAAAAUGGCAAAAAUGGUUGUGAAAUCCAUUGCUUCAAAGCGAUCAAUAUCAACUUUGAGUCAUCUUUGCGACAGAAUUAAGCAAACAGAAAAUGAAAUAGUCCAAAUGUUCCGGCUACCCGUUCUGAAGGAUGAGAAGCAAAACUUGCCCAUUAAUUCAAAAAUUUCAAGGAAGGGCACUUCAGUUCGGAUAUUGGAUGAGAGAUUCAUAAGGAUUCUGAAGAUAUUCAAGUGGGGACCUGAUGCUGAAAAGGCACUAGAAGUGCUAAAGUUGAAAGUUGAUCAUCGGUUGGUUCGUGAUGUUCUGAAGAUAGAUGUGGAGAUUAAUGUGAAAAUCCAGUUUUUCAAAUGGGUUGGGAAAAGGAGAAAUUUUGAGCAUGACUCCACUACGUACAUGGCUUUAAUCCAUUGCUUGGAUGAAGCUAGAUUGUAUGGUGAAAUGUGGAAGACAAUCCAAGAUAUGGCGAGGAGUACAUGCAUGACCAGUCCUGCUGAUUUAUCUGAAAUUGUUAAAAUAUUAGGCAAUGCCAAGAUGGUAAACAAGGCACUAUCCGUGUUUUACCAGAUAAAAGGUCACAAAUGCAAACCAACGGCAAGCACUUAUAACUCUAUGAUUUUGAUGUUGAUGCGAGGAGGUCACCAUGAGAAGGUCCAUGAGCUUUACAAUGAGAUGUGUAAUGAAGGCAGCUGUUUUCCAGACACUAUAACAUAUACUGCACUUAUUUCAGCUUUUGGGAAAUUGGGUCGAGAUGAUUAUGCAAUAAGGUUGUUUGAUGAGAUGAAAGAUAAUGGCUUGUAUCCCACUGCAAAGAUUUAUACAACCUUGUUGGGAAUUUACUUCAAAUUAGAUAAGGUUGAGAAAGCCUUGGAUUUGAUCCGGGAGAUGAAAAGUAAGGGCUGUACUCCUACUGUAUUUACUUAUACAGAGUGGAUUAAGGGGCUUGGAAAAGCUGGGAAGGCUGAUGAUGCUUAUAGUGUGUUCUUGGAUAUGUUAAAAGAAGGCUGCAAGCCUGAUGUUGUUCUUAUUAACAAUUUGAUUAACAUUCUGGGAAAAGCAGGUCGUUUGGAAGAUGCACUUAGGCUUUUUAACCAAAUGGGAGCUUGGCAGUGUAAACCAACUGUGGUAACUUAUAAUAUUGUAAUCAAGGCUUUAUUUGAAUGCAAAGCUCCAGCUUCUGAGGCUGUAUCAUGGUUUGAGAAAAUGCAAGCAAAUGGUGUUACUCCUAGCUCAUUUACUUACUCAAUUCUUAUUGAUGGCUUUUGCAAAACAAAUAGAGUUGAAAAAGCGUUGUUGCUUUUGGAAGAGAUGGAUGAAAAGGGUUUUCCUCCUUGUCCAGCGGCCUAUUGCAGUCUGAUCAACAGUCUUGGGAAUGCAAAACGAUAUGAAGCUGCAAAUGAGUUAUUUCUAGAGUUGAAAGAGAAUUUUGGAUGUACAAAUGCUCGUGUAUAUGCAGUAAUGAUCAAACAUUUUGGGAAGUGUGGUCGUCUUAAUGAUGCUGAGGUUCUCUUUAAGGAAAUGAAGAAACUUGGAUGCAAACCAGAUGUGUAUGCAUACAAUGCGCUCAUGUCAGGUCUGGUAAGAGCUGGCAUGAUUGAUCAAGCUCAUUCCUGGCUUAGAACCAUGGAAGAAAACGGAUGCUCUCCAGACAUAAACUCCCAUAACAUUAUUCUAAAUGGCUUGGCUAGGACAGGUGGCACCAACCGCGUAAUUGAAAUGUUCACAAAGAUGAAACAUUCUAUUACUAAGCCAGAUUCAGUUUCUUACAACACUGUUCUUGGCUGUCUGAGCCGCGCUGGUAUGUUCGAGGAAGCAGCAAAGCUGAUGAAAGAGAUGAAUUCAAAAGGAUUUGAAUAUGAUCAUAUCACUUAUUCAUCAAUUCUUGAGGCACUUGGUAAGGUUGAUGAAGAUCAUGCAUCGACUGUUUUCUGAAAGGGACCUGGUGUUGUCAAAUUAGUUCCCUGAGGCCCACCUGCAAGGUAUGGUGCACAUACCGUGAUGAAAAUUAAUAGGCCUUUGCAAAUCCAGCAGCAGCAUCAAACACUGGCUUAUUUUGAUGCCUAAUGUGUUAAAGAGACCCAUAAACUGCAAUAAUAAUGAUCGACAUUCUUUUUAGCAGCCAAGCUCCUACAGGAAUGUUCAAAUAUGAAGCCGCAAGAACUUUGGUAGAAGCAAAGUUGAAGGGGCACAGGACUUCCUCUUUUUUUCCCUACUAAGAAGUGGUAAAGUUUUUCCUAUGUAUGAUUCAAAUGUUGUUGCUAGGCUUCAAUCUUCCCUCAACGAAUAUGAAGUGGGUCAUUUAUCUGAGACAGGCUCUUGUUGGUAGUAGGUACCUUGAUGUGGCAGGCUUGAUGAACACAUGAAACCAAACCUGUAGAACCUUUAAUCCUGAAUAUGACCGGAAAAAGAGAAAUCUAGCUCUGCAAGAUUGAUGUCAUGGCUUCUUCCAACUUCAAAAGUGAGCCGGAACACCAGAAUGGAAGUCCUAGUUCAGCUUCAUUCCUCAUUAAACCGAACGAUUCCGAACGACUACAAAUAAGGAUUGUUGUGCUGCAUUUGAACAGGGAUAAUGUGCCUAUUUAACCAUUUGAGACCCAUCGACCCCCAUCAACGCCAAGGGAUUAAGUUGAUAUCAGUGUGAAAAUCUAUCAUGAGAAACUAACAUUAAAAGUUGCAAUGUUUGUCAAGUAAAUUGCAUAAAGUGAAGCAGAAACACAUACAACAAAUGCAAUGUAGCAUACCUUCCUAUUUGGUUAUAGCUUUUACUUGUUGGUAGGUAAUUGAAAAUCCUGAAAAGCAGUUUUUAUCUGUCA
Molecule: messenger RNA, 3730 nt
Organism: Manihot esculenta (cassava)
Lineage: Eukaryota; Viridiplantae; Streptophyta; Magnoliopsida; Malpighiales; Euphorbiaceae
Product: pentatricopeptide repeat-containing protein At3g16010
Exons: 4
Coding region: 924-2849 (641 amino acids)
Molecular function (GO): protein binding
Source: RefSeq, a predicted model, not a curated record